AUGCCUGUCCUGCCACCUGGUUAUUCAAUUAGGAGACUACAAGCUCGAGACUUCGAAGACGUGGUCGAAACCUUGAAAGUUUUGACGGUUGUAGGUGAUGUGACACGAACUCAGUUUGAGGAGACCCUUGCAUAUUGGAAGAGUGUAACAUUGAAAGUUGGUGCUCACUCAGUGCCCACUUAUAACCCGCAUGUAGUUGUGAAUGCAGGCGGCAGGGUUGUGGCCACAGGAACCGUUCUGAUUGAGCGUAAGAUCAUCCGUAAUUGCGGAUUGGUGGGCCAUGUGGAGGACAUCGCAGUGGCAAAGGAUCAACAGGGGAAGCAGCUGGGACUACUAUUGAUCCAGUAUUUGACCGAUUUAGCACACGAGACCGGGUGCUAUAAGGUAAUUCUCGACUGCGAUGAGAAAAACGUGGGAUUCUACGAGAAAUGUGGGUACCGCAGAUGCGGGGUCGAAAUGGACCAUCGACUGUGA
Messenger RNA from Lachancea meyersii CBS 8951, 474 nucleotides. NCBI's taxonomy places the organism in Eukaryota, Fungi, Ascomycota, Saccharomycetes, Saccharomycetales, Saccharomycetaceae. The record is from the annotation of a GenBank genome assembly.